Messenger RNA from Haliotis rufescens (red abalone), 758 nucleotides. Its product is annotated as malignant T-cell-amplified sequence 1 homolog. Gene Ontology annotation, biological process: formation of translation preinitiation complex. Lineage: Eukaryota; Metazoa; Mollusca; Gastropoda; Lepetellida; Haliotidae. The coding region runs from base 128 to 676 and encodes 182 amino acids. Gene Ontology annotation, molecular function: RNA binding. The record is from RefSeq and is a predicted model, not a curated record. The transcript is spliced from 6 exons.
UCAGUAAAUACCAAUGAAGUUUUAUUACCAUUGGAGCAAAGACAUAACGCUAACGGAAUACAAAACCCAAAACGGAGUACAACUUCUGCCGAGCAUGCUUUGAUCAGAAGAACCAAAAUAUUACAACAUGUUUAAGAAGUUUGAUAGUAAGGAUGCAGUAUCGAACGUGAACAAUGCCAAAUCCUCAGUACAGAAAGGCAUCCGCAACGCAGUACUAGAGCAGUUCCCACACAUCAGAUCCUACAUUGAUGAGAUUUUACCCAAGAAGGAGCCACUUAAAGUUGUCAAAUGUCAUGAACAUAUAGAAAUUCUAGCCAAUCAGACAGGUGACCUCCUGUUCUUCCGACAAAGAGAUGGCCCGUACUGUCCGACACUCAGGCUCAUUCACAAAUACCCCUUCCUGCUUCCCCUCAUGCAAGUGGACAAGGGUGCAAUCCGCUUUGUACUGAGCGGUGCCAACAUCAUGUGCCCCGGGCUGACGUCGCCGGGCGCCAGGAUGACGAGAGUAGACAAAGAUUCCGUUGUUGCGAUCAUGGCCGAGGGAAAGGAGCAUGCACUAGCCAUUGGUCUCACAAAGAUGGCCACAGAUGAAAUAUUACAAAAGAACAAGGGUAUCGGCGUGGACAACAUUCACUUCUUGAACGACGGUCUAUGGAAUAUGAAAAGUGUAAAGUGACCUUUAAUCAAAUACUAGAUUGUUUUCUUUCCAUGUCUCCUUUAUUUUCUGUACUUUACUGAAAAUAAAUAUGUGCCAGUAA